AUGUCACCAUCUGCCACCACAGGUCAAUCCAUUCUAAACACAGCAAAAGCCCAAGAUGGCAAAGUGAAACGCAUUCACAAGAUACCUGAGUUUUCCACCAAAGAAGCUACAAGACAAUGGCAGCUGGAACAGAUGGCUGGUGCAUUCCGUGUUUUUGCCAAGCUUGGGUAUGCUGAUGGAAGCAGUGGCCAUAUUAGUUUGAGAGAUCCUGUUGAUCCAGAAACCUUCUGGAUCAAUCCAUAUGGUGUUCACUUCGGAUUGCUGACCGUUUCUGACAUGGUUCACAUUGAUGAGAAUGGCAAUCGUAUCGGAGGCGCAGAGAAGCCUGUGAAUACAGCUGGUUUCAUCAUUCACGCUGCCAUUCACAAACGCCGUCCAGAUAUCAACGCCGCUUGUCAUCUUCACAGCCCCUACGGCCGGGCCUGGUCAACCUUCGGAAAGCCCAUCGAGAUGAUCAAUCAAGACAGCUGCAUGUUCUACAACGAUCUCGCAGUCUAUGCCAAUUUUGGGGGAGUCGUUUUCGCCAAGGAAGAAGGCAAUAGGCUUGCUGAUGCUCUUGGAACCACUAAGAAGAACAUCAUCUUGCAGAACCACGGCCUUCUUACUUCGGGAGGGACAAUUGGUGAAGCAGCAGCGUUCUUCAUCGCUUUGGAGCGAGCAUGUCAGGCACAAUUGCUUGUAGAAGCUGCUGUGGCUCCUAAUGGAUCUCAGCUCAAGAAGACUAUCGUGAGUGAUGAGGAGGCGCAGUAUACGAAAGAGAACACAGGGAGUCCUGAGGCGAUGUACAUGCAGUUUGAACCCGAGUAUCAGAUGCUUCUCAAGGAAUCCGAGGGCGACUUUUUGCAAUAA
Messenger RNA from Fusarium redolens, 849 nucleotides. Its product is annotated as class II aldolase/adducin N-terminal. Gene Ontology annotation, cellular component: cytoskeleton. NCBI's taxonomy places the organism in Eukaryota, Fungi, Ascomycota, Sordariomycetes, Hypocreales, Nectriaceae. Bases 1 to 849 code for a protein of 282 amino acids. The record is from RefSeq and is a predicted model, not a curated record. The transcript is spliced from 2 exons. Gene Ontology annotation, molecular function: actin filament binding.